Messenger RNA from Arctia plantaginis, 3903 nucleotides. The record is from the annotation of a GenBank genome assembly. Lineage: Eukaryota; Metazoa; Arthropoda; Insecta; Lepidoptera; Erebidae.
AUGUCGCAGUGGAACAAUACAUACUCCUAUAACAAUCAAUAUCAAACCUGGAAUGGUGACCCUAAUGGCCAACAAUAUGUUAACCAGGCUUACUAUGCCAACAGAGCAAAUCCAUCUAAUCAGUAUGUUAGCUUUAAUGAAUUUUUAUCCCAAAUGCAGAGUAACGGUGGCGGUAUUGUUGCUAAUGCACCUAAUUAUACCAAUGUUCGAUAUGAGAACUACCCUACUAGACAACAGCAUAGUUAUCCAAAUGUACCAUCCACCUCACAAAACCCUCAACUAAACAGUUAUAAUUAUCCAGCCAGCUCAUCCAACAUAUCUAAUGAAACUGACUCCUACCAAGUCAACAUGCAAAGUCAGUACAAUACAACACCACCUGAACAAAACACUUACUCAAAUGAAAUGAUUCUCAAGUCUAAUCUUACUGCUACAGCUACAGAAUUUGUACCUAAAUCUGUGAUGAAGCCUUCCAGCAGCACACAGAAUUUUUCUAAACAAGAAAACAAAUCUCAAAAUGGAGAAAGUGAAGCUAAAAAUAAUUAUAGUACAAUAAAUGAAUCUAGGAAUCAUUACAGUAAUACAAAUGAGUCUAGAAAUAGUUAUGGUAAUUCAUCAGACACUAACUGGAGGGAAAGACCUCAGCAAACAGCUCCAAAUACAGAAGUAAAUAGGUCCGAAUCAAACCACAUUCCUCAGGAAGUUAAAAAAAGCUAUGAAUCUAACAGUAGGAACCGUAAUCGUUAUAAUGAUUCUAACCGCAGACAGUAUGAUAAAAGUAAACGCUAUCAGGAUACUAAUGAGCAGUACUCUGACUAUAAUAACUUGGAAGCCAAUGAUAUGGCAAGUCCUCAAGAAAUCAAUAGUCCACAAGUAAGUGCAGGCCACACACAGGAUGCUACCCAAUACCAUGAAUCGUCUUCAAGCAAAGAUGAAUCAAAUGGUCCUUAUUCUAACUCAAGUAGCUACAGCCAAGAAGCUAACAAGCGCCAAUAUGAUUCAAAUAAUUGUAACCAAGACUCAGCAGCUAGAUAUAAUGCAACAAGUAGCCGAAUCUCUGACUCAAACGGCCAAUAUAAUGAUACAAGCAAUCGAAACCAAGAAUCGAAUGGUAGAUACGGUGAAUCUAGUUAUCGUAACUCGGACUCCAAUAGUCGGCACUAUGAUUCUAAUCGAUAUGACUCUAGCAACAAAAGGGGCCAAAACAAAGUUAAUUAUAAGACAAAAAAUAAGGAGCCAGAUAAUAGAACAUUCUAUAACAGUGCCAUGGGCAAAGAUACUCAGGAUGUUAGAGCAUCUAAAGGAGAAGGUUCUAGCCGAUAUAAGAGCUAUGCAGGGACUCAACGACUUCGAACAGUGGAUCGUAACAGUACUGAAGAUGAACAGUAUGCUAACAUGUAUUUACAACCUAAAGAAGAGAAAAUUGAAAAGGAAAGAGAGAAAAGAGAGAAGUCAGAACAUAUUGCUAGUCCACAAAGAUUCAGAAAACAGCAUGGUCAACAAGAUCAAGCACAUAAUGAGAUGACACAACGCGAACGUCUGACGGAACAAUUAGACAAGGGCACACUAGAGUGUCUAGUUUGUUGUGAACGUGUAAAGCAGACAGAACCAGUAUGGUCUUGCAGCAACUGCUAUCAUGUGCUGCAUCUACGCUGCAUCCGCAAGUGGGCCAUGAGUAGCAUGGUUGAGGGCAAAUGGCGUUGUCCAGCCUGUCAAAACACCAAUGAGGCAAUACCAACUGAAUAUCGAUGCAUGUGUGGAGCUGUACGUUCACCGGAAUACCAACGUGGUGCUGCGAGUGCUCACACUUGCGGCAAGGCUUGCCGCAGGACACGGACCUGCCCGCAUCCAUGUACAUUGCUAUGCCACCCUGGACCAUGCCCACCAUGCCAGGCGACUGUUACUAAACAAUGCGGUUGUGGAGCAGAAACUCGAUCAGUAUUGUGCAGCAGCAAAUUACCGCAAGUAUGUGGACGUAUAUGUAAGCGUACGUUAGAGUGCAACGUUCACACAUGCGGAAAAGACUGUCACGAGGGACCCUGUGACGUAUGCAAGGAGACUGUUGUACAAGUGUGCUACUGCCCGGGCGCGGUGUCCCGCACGGUGGCGUGCACGCUGGACACGGGCGCGGCGCCGAGCUGGUCGUGCGGCGCCGAGUGCGGGCGCGUGCUGGCGUGCGGCGCGCACGUGUGCCGCGCGCCCUGCCACCCGCCGCCCUGCGAGCCCUGCCAGCUCCUGCCACUCAACGUGCAUGCCUGCCCUUGCGGGAAGACCAAGUUGAAGCCAGACUCACGCAAAUCUUGCACCGACCCGAUACCGCUGUGCGGUAACAUUUGCGCCAAACCUCUUCCCUGCGGACCUGCUGAAGACAAACACUUCUGCAAACUCAAUUGUCACGAAGGUGCUUGCCCUACAUGCCCUGACAAGACAGUGCUUCCGUGUCGCUGCGGUCAUUCCAGUCGCGAAGUACCCUGCGCUGAUUUACCCCAGAUGUAUAACAAUGUGCUAUGCCAGAAGAAAUGUAAUAAGAAGCUGUCGUGCGGACGCCACCGCUGCCGCACGGUGUGCUGCGCGAGCGCGUCGCACCGCUGCGCCGUGGUGUGCGGCCGCACGCUGUCGUGCCAGACGCACCGCUGCGAGGAGUUCUGCCACACCGGCCACUGCGCGCUCUGCCCGCGCGUCAGUUUUGAAGAGUUGACUUGCGAAUGUGGCGCUGAAGUCCUACUGCCGCCCGUCCGCUGCGGCACGCGGCCGCCGGCCUGCAGCGCUCCGUGCGUGAGGGAGCGCCCCUGCAAGCACCCGCCGCACCACUCCUGCCACUCCGGGGAUUGCCCUCCGUGCGUCGUGCUCACUACCAAAAGGUGCCAUGGCGAUCACGAGGAGCGUAAGACGAUACCUUGUUCACAAGAGGAGUUUUCGUGCGGUCUGCCUUGUGGCAAACCUCUGCCCUGCGGCAAACACACGUGUAUCAAGACAUGUCAUAAAGGACCUUGUGAUACUGGCAAAUGCACGCAGGCGUGCACGGAGAAGCGUCCGUCGUGCGGGCACCCGUGUGCGGCGCCGUGCCACGUGGGCGCGGCGCCGCGCUCGGCCGCCGCCGCGUGCCCCAGCGCCGCGCCGUGCCGCCGCCUCGUGCGCGCCACGUGCCCGUGCCGCCGCCGCCACGCCGAGCGCUACUGCUGCGACAACGCCCGGGACUACGCACGGAUGAUGAGCGCUUUGGCAGCUACAAAAAUUCAGGAAGGCGGUUCCGUCGAUUUGUCUGAGAGACCUGGAAACAUGCUCAAGACGCUGGAGUGCGACGACGAGUGCCGCGUGGAGGCGCGCACGCGCCAGAUGGCGCUGGCGCUGCAGAUCCGCAACCCCGACGUGUCGGCCAAGCUGGCGCCGCGCUACUCCGACCACGUGCGCGCCACGGCCGCGCGCGAGCCCGCCUUCGCGCAGCUCGUGCACGACAAGCUCACCGAGCUCGUGCAACUCGCUAAAAAGUCAAAGCAGAAGACGCGCGCGCACUCGUUCCCGUCAAUGAACUGGCAGAAGCGUCAAUUCAUCCACGAGUUGUGCGAACAUUUCGGGUGCGAGAGCGUGGCCUAUGACGCCGAGCCCAAUAGAAACGUAGUCGCUACCGCCGAUAAAGAGAAGUCGUGGCUGCCAGCGAUGAGCGUGCUGGAGGUGCUGGCGCGCGAGGCGGGCAAGCGGCGCGUGCCGGGCCCCGUGCUGCGCGCGCCCGCGCCCGCCGCGCCCGGCCCCGCCCCCUCCGCCGCGCCGCACGCGCUCAACAAAUCAACGAGUGGUUGGGCUACACUAACCUCGACAAAAGCCUGGGCGGCUCGCAGCCAACCGAAACAGGCUCAGCAACCACCGGCCGAGAAGAUCGACUACUUCGACAAUCCGCCCGACAACUAA